GGGUCGGGCGGAGCGCCCCGCGGGUGGGGCUGGAACUUCUUCGCGGCUCGGCGCGGGGCAGGGGUAGGGUUGGAAGUUUGAGGACCGUUUCCAGCCCCGGUCGUGUGCGUCGGGCGCGGGAGUGCUGCUUGCGGCCAGCUCCUUGCCGCACGCCCUGGCUGCGUUUGUGUGCUUGCGGAAAAUCCGUCUGCCCUGUCUUUAACAUUGCGCGUCUUUGCCCGGAUCCUGCGCGGUGGGAAGUGGAAAAGUUGUCAUUGCGCUGCCCGCCUCAACUAGUGCGCUUAGUCGCACGGAAAACUUCACCUGGUCUGAGCCGUGCCGGUGUUUCAGGCACUGCUUCCUCUCUUUUUCAGUUGAUCAGUGUUUUUGGCUUCUCCACAAACACUCCGGAAGCACCCGAUGUUUGGAGCCCCAAGGAAACCCGUGUCUCUUCCACUGCGCGUCCCAGAGGGGAUUCCAGCUCUGCUCCCCCUUGCAGAUCCCCAGCUGUGUACACACAGCCUUGCUGGUGCCCGUGGGCAAAGCUGUUGGCUUGGCACUGCUUCCUCUUUCCCACAAUUAAUGUCUUUCUCUAGCACCAGGAAAUAAAGAGCGUUGCUUUCUGUGCUGCAGGUAGCAAGGCAUAGCUCCAGGUGCUGUGUGCUGAGCAGCCCCUGUGUGCUGCUUCUGGGGCUCAGCUCCCAGCGAGGCCGCCUGGGCCGGGUUUCAAACCCCUAAAUUUCCCCUUGUGCAAUGGCAAGUUCUAUAGGCAACGAGAGUGGAAAGGGAAAUGACUAUUUAAGCUUUCUAAUGCAUUGUGUAUAAACCCGACAAUAGAAGUGCAUCCCCGAUGAGGACAGCGCAUUCCUGUUGUUGAGUGCAGAUUGUAAUCGGAGAGGGAAGCGCUGGGAUGGUGUGUGUCUGCUCCUUGCAGGGGAUGCUGCGAUCAGAGGUACCGCAUCGGGGCAGCCCGUCUCACUGCAGAAGGGCUGUGCUGGCCAAGGAGGCUGGGGCUGGCUGGGCUCACAGGCGGGGGAUUUGAGGUAGCAGCAGGAGAUGCUGGAGUUCAACCUGGCACACCAAGUGCAAAGCGCAGCACUUUACUGAGCCAGCUUAUGGGGAAUUCCUUCUCAUCGUGAGCUUUGCCAGUUGCUGGUAGGAAUAACUUGCUCUUAAAAUGCUUCCUUGGCCACUAGUACAUGCCUCCGGUUCGUGGCAUCAGAACUGCAUCUUCGAAGUGGCUGUUGCUGAUGUGAUGUUGAUGUGAAGGUUUGCAUGAAGAAACUAAUAGUCGUCCCAGAGACAAAAUGAUAGGGGUUUUUGGUUGAUAACCAAGUAAUAACACUGGCAUCCAAAGUGAAGAGAGAGGCUGCUAGAGCUUGGUCUGGGGAUUCAAGGCUGAAUAACUGAGAGGCAAUGACUUGUUCCCUGUAGCAUGAGGGCUGGUGGAGAUUUCUGACACUCCUUAGCCUUGAGAAUGUGUGUCUGUGACCUACGAACAACAGGUUUUCAUAAGAAAGCCAAAACACUCAAAGAACUGUCUUUGUUCCUCAAUUUGGGCUGCAGCUUUCUGGAGUUCUAAGAGAUGUGGGGUCAGCUGGCUUCUUUUUGGCCCACGCCUGGGUAGGCCGGAGGUGCGUCCUUACUGCAGCUGCAGUAAGCUGAGGUGAGGCAGGGCCACACUGGUGCGGGGCAGCCAGCACGUGCCGCUGCUGAGGGAAGCCUGGGGCUCCUUUAGGAGUCCCUCCUGUCAUUUCUCUGACUUCUGCAGUAUUUCAUGAAGUCAGACGCCACUUAAGCCUUUGCUGUUAUGUUUCCUGGUCGGUGCUGUGCUUGUGAGAGGGAUAGCCCACAUGCCUGGGAGCUGUUGUUCAAAGGGCUCCUCUGUCCGCAGCACGGGGAGGCAGUGCUCCAGCCUUUCAUGCCCGGAACAGCUUCUCUGCAGUCAGAAGGUAAAAACAUUAUACGUAUAAUUUAAGGUUUAAGCUGCAAUCUGCAGGAACUGGCAGCCUCCAGAGAGGGAUCUGUAAUGCAUACUGCAGAGCAGCAUUUCGGCACAGUCCCUCGGUCACAAACAACCAUCAAUAAGGGGCCCAUCAGAAGAGUAUUAUAAGCAAAGUCAUCCCAUUUGAGCAUGCUGACAGACAGUUUUGUUUCUCUGCCCCCUUCCUUCUCUCCUCCUUAGGCUUUGGCUUUUCAGCCAGGGUAGUUCUACAUCUAUCAUGUGCGCAGAAAAAACUAGUUUGUUAGUGGACAAAGCUCACCACAUCUCAUGCACUGGUAGUUGUUUUGUGAUUUUGCAUUACCGCUGAGAAAUACAUUUUAGGAACUUGCAUGAUAAUAAGAGGUGUUGGUGAAGGAAUUGAGGCUGGUGCAAUGUUAGCAUGGAAGAUCAAUUUUAGAAAAGACAUAGGCACCUUGGGCUGAGGCUGAUGGAGAAGGGGUUUCCACAUUUCGGUGCCUCUGUCAGAAGCUAGGUCCCACGGUGCUGCGGGAAGGGUUCAGCGGCGGAGGGGCAAAAAUAAGCAUCACUGACAAGACUGAGCUCCUCUACUCUGCCAGCAGCAUCCUACCUUGCUUCAGGAGCCCAUGUGCAUGCGGGUCCCAGGUGAGCCCUGCCCAACGCUUGUGAGUGUGAGUUGGAGUGCUGUGGGCAUGCGGCGUGUGCUGGCACCCAGUGACCUCUGUUUUAAUAUGUAUCACAUUGAAGGCCAGUAAUUGGAGCUGACGUUGGUCAGGGACAUCAGCUGUUUCCAGGCUUGAAAUGUUGGCCAGUGCAUUCCCUCUCAGUACAAUGAAGCUUUAUUUUGAAAAUGUGUUGUAUAAACUAUAUGUUAAUAAGCUGAGUGGACUUAAAUGCGGUCCUACAACUGGAAAGCUGAGCAGAUGGAUUGUAUGUACCCUUGAAAGGCAUCCUGAUUUUGCCUGGGGUUACCUUUUCUCUCCUAGCACAAUGCCCUUUAUACCUUUCAUUCAGAUAACCCUUGGCAUCCCCGUGUCACUGUACUUCAGGGUCUUUGGUAGGCUUUUGUUCCUGUGUUUUUUCCUUCCAAAACUGUUGGAGAGUACUUCAUGCUGUCUGCUGUUUUCCUUAAAUUGGAGACAUGUUGUUUGGAAAGACUAACGCAGAUGUUAAAUGUGCCACAGUUUGCAUAGUCCAGUCUUUUCAUCCAUUCAGUGGAAAUUCAUGAAAACACUUGGAGGCCAUCUGAAGGAAAAAGCAAUACUGAUGACAAACUUUUGUGAACAAUAAAAUACAUUCUGGAGUUGUCAUGUACUCGUCUGGGCGUGCAGUGUUUGUUUUUGGGUUUUCUGAGCCCAUAAUGAGGUCAGUCAGCUUCUGAAGAAUAGAAACUUCUCAGUUACUGAUUUUAUUACUAUUUUUUCUAAAUUCCCUUCACGAUUGCACAGAAAAGUUCCAUAUGUACAGCAUAUAGAUAAAUUGCUCUGUUCCUCAACAAAUUUCUUCUAAGCCGAGUAGAGGAGGACUGGCUGAUGGGUGCAGCAGGACCUGGCUUCUUGCAGAACCUUGCCAGCCAGCACUGCAUUACCAUUGCAAUGAUGGCACCUCCAGAAAGGUGGAUCCGCUUACUGCACGCAUCUCCUAGAUGUGUUGAGAGCUAGCACCAACUAAAUCAGAGGCUAACGUGCUCCUCAGGUCUGAUGGACUUAGCUGUCACUUCUGUUUCUCUUUAACCAAGUCUCAUUCUGCAGUCAGGUGUUGAAAUGCUGCCCUUGAGCUCUCUUGGGGUAGUCAGUGAAUUUUUGUAGUCUCCCUGACUUGCAUGCACAAAGUCGCUGCAGUGUGCUCCCUCUUCUUCUUGGCCUGGAACUGAAUGAGUUCUGUGCUUCCACUAAACCAGCGUUUUAGAAAUGCCCACAGUGUAAAGGAUUAGCUGUUUCUGUGCAACCCAACACCUUUACGUCGAAGAAGCACUUGAUGAGAGGGUGUUGAAGGGAUGGACCAGAGGUGCUUAGCCCCUGCUGGAAAGUUUUUUGCUGCAUUAGGAUAUGUGGGGUCUGAACACUCCUCUCUGUAUGGAAGGGAAUGUGCAGAUCAAGUGGUGGUGGUGGUGAAUUCAGCACACGGAUAUCUCAUUUCUUGGCAGAUCUGACACCGGGAGUAUCUGGCCUGCUGCCUGCACCAAGGAAAGGGGUCGGGGUGACCCAUGCUCGGCCAGUGCUCGUCCAAGCCAUGUAAUAUGAGCCCCUAACCUGCAGACAGAUUUACCAGCCCUGAAUAAUGUCUGUUGUGCUGCGAGAUCUUAUCUCCCUAAUAGCCUGCAAGAGGGUACAAAUGAGAAGAAAUAAAUAUGGCUCUUGCUUUUGCUUUCCCUGCCUUUGUAGAACAGUUGAUUUGUUCUCAUUCUGCCUGCUGUGUUUCUUAGUGAUUUUCAAGGGUUGAGGUAGUUUGUUGGAAUUUUAGGAACAGUUGAAAGUAUGAUUUACUCCUACUUUUUCAUUUUCCACCCACGCAACUUGGGGGUGUAGAAGGAGGAAGGAAUCUCCAUAGGAAGAAAGGAGCCACUUGCUGUGUCCUAUAGCUCAGGUGGGGUGAAACUCCUAUAAUAGACACAGAAGAGCUACUCUGUGAUGUCAUUCAACAGAAAUGAACAGGCACCAACUGAAGAAACAAUACCAAGUUUUUGUGUUGAUGUUGCAUCUGUACCCAUAGGUCCCAGUGAAUGGCCUCUCAUUGCAGUCAGGACCUCUUGCCUGGACGGGUCAACGUGCUCUGCUGCAGAGGCUUUGACCCCUGGUUCCUGAAGCCUGGAGUUGGGGUGCUGGGAAGGGGCCACCCUGGAAGCUCUGGGGCCUGAUGGAGGGCUGAGGGCGUCUCACCUGCCUUCAGGGUAAUGAACUGAGGGUGUGCUUUGAAGGUAAUGCCAGCUGCGCAAAAAACCCAACGUCACGUGGCCGUAUCAAGGAUGAAAUUGUGGUUCGUGCUUUUGUGUGACAAAAUUGAGGAGCAGUUUCUCAAAAAUCAGUACCGUGUGUGAAGACAGAGCUGUUGUUGGUAUCGCCGCUGUGUCUGUUUCUGGCUUUGUGCAGGGAAAGGGCACUCUGGUGAAGCGCGCUGAACUUUUGGACUUGGUCGGGCGGUUUGAAUUUCGUGCAUUGCUUGGCCACGUGUGUGCAAGCCUUUCUGUGCUGCCCGUCUGCCCCAUCCACCACCACAAAACAUUCACCAGGAGGGGAAAAAAACAGCACUGCAGGUAGCAGGGGAAAAAUAAACCCUUGAACUUCUCGAGAAGUAUUGAGUGAAAGUCUGCGUAAUUGCGAGGUGCAUACGCUCUACAGAGGGGAUAAUUCAGAUGCUAAGAAAGUAUAUGUGAGGCUGAUCGCUGGCCUGAUGCCAGUCACUGAAGGGCACCGGAGGCUGAAAUGCCAGGCAGUGCUGGUAGUGCUGGCACUUCAGCCCGUGACGGUUGGGUUGCACGAAUUAUCUCUCUGCCUUCCAGCUAAUUUUAUCCUGUUGAUUUUUCAUGAAUCAUUUCCCAUCUCUGUGGGUUAGAAAUUAAAGUGGAAGUAUGCUAGCCAGAAUAGCCACAUCUGCUAUUUAGACAGCAGCGUCUGGGGUUUGCUUCCUGCCCACCCCCACGCCUUCCCUUCCCUUUCCCUUUUUACCUCCACCAAUGUUAAAUGCAUUGAAGCGCUGGCCUGGCCGGCCCAUGUAGGGCAUGGGCUGGCUGGAGCGGCUGGCCUCCAGCAGGGCCCCAGGCUGGCAGGGCCUGGCAGAGCGGUUUAGGUUUCCUCUGGGUGCCUUGUGGAAUGUUGAUGGACCUCUUGUAAGGGUCUAUUCCCUCUCCUAGCAUAGAGCUGUGGCCUCGCUUCAAAAUUCCCAUCUUUCUGCAGGUGAGAAUAGUAGAUCAUCUGAGCAUGUUCCUCUGAAGCAGAGAAAGCACUAGAUUAAUGAGAGAGUAUCUGGAGCUUGUUGAUGUUCAUUUUUCAUCUCUCUUCACAUACCACAGAAAGUCCAAGAGACUGGAAGAGUGGUCUUGUUGUGGCAGUCCUGAAAAUGGCUGUGCGGAUGGGCAAGGAAAUGAUGGCUUGGAUGGCAUGCCAGCAGGCCUGGGUAAACGUAGAGCGAUUAGUGCUUGAAACUCAGUGUCAUGGAAAGUGUCUUAUACUUCUCAAACAGUAUUUUGUUCUUUGUGAAGCUUACUGUUGGUUUAAAGAAAGUUAUGUAGAUGUCAUAUACUUAGAUUUUACGUAAGACAGUUAACUCGGUGCGUGAAAACUCAAUAUCUAAAGUUGGAGUAAGCUAGUGAAAUACAAGUGGCUUAGGAGCUAAAGGUAGUGACUGAUAGGGAGUCAGCAUCCAAUACGUAAACUGAAGUGGCGGUAUAAACAGUGGGGAGGGUGAAGGAUGCUCUGAGCUAAAGGACGGUGUUAGCAGACAAAUAAAUCAGCUGCAUGUGGAUUAAGAUGAAUGUAGAAAAUGAUUUUUCACCUCUGAAAGAUCAAGUCUCUGGCAUUGCCAUGUUAGACGAGGGGAGCAUAUAAUCGAGCUAUUUUAAGCCAGAGCUUGAUCAUUACAGAGGAGUCUCUGCAAUAUGAUAUGCAGAGCCUGCAUUUUUAAAGAAGUAGGCUUGAUGACCCUUCCCUUCGAGUGAGGGCAAGAGAGAAGCCAGUUCUGUUUGACACCUAUUCCGUGAUGUAGAAGAAAGUGUGACUCACCAUUGGUGAAAAGUGUAGCUGAAAUGCGUUUGGUGAUCUGGAACUAUUUACGGGGACAGAACAGCUAUGCAAUUAGUUUUGGUAGGUGGACCUGUUGAGGUAAUUCCACUUGUCUGUAUGAGAAUGGUUUUAUGAACUUGGAGAGGGGGUGACCUGAACCUAAGCUGUGAAACUGUCACUUACAAGAUCAUAAGGGUCAGAAUGGGCAGGCAGCUCUCCGAAGCUUUCUGUACCAGGUUCUAGCAGAAAAAGACUGCCGCGAGCAUGGACAUGCUGACAGGGGUGUAUUAACAAGUGGGCUCAAGGAGAAAGCUUUAUGUCUGUAGUCUUCAUGUUUGUUUCAGAUUCAGCCUUACAUCAGUGUGGCUUUCUGAUGCCAGCAUCUUAAAAUAAUGUAGGGCAAAUUGGAACAGUGACGCAGAAGAUCAACAUGCUGGAAAGCUGCAAAGGUACUGAACGAGGAUAUAUCCAGGGCUCAGUUCUGUAUGUUUUUGUUCAACACCGCUAUCGCCAGCCAAACACCCUUGGGUAGUGCCUUAAGGAACAGCACUUAUGUCUGUCACUUGAUGGAGUUUUUGUUCUGCCCUUGGGGAGAAAAAUGCUGGUGGAAUGGCGUCUUGUUUUAGUACCGGAUUUUUGUUCCUGUUUAACUUCAUGCAUGUAGGUGUGUAUUUAUGUUGAAGCGAAAGGCAAAGGAGUGCAACUGGCAGUCCUGACCAAAGAUGGUGAGGUUUCUUACAGCCAUUAACUCCAAAAGUAAUUCUCUCCAUUUGCUUAAAGUAGCCCCUCGUUGCGCUGAGUGCUUCAGUCAAUUCCACAAGGUUGCAGGGCACUUUAAAAUAACUGCUGACUGGUGCCCAAAACUGAAGAGAUUCAUGCAUAACUUGUCAGCGACAGCAAUUAGCAAUUGAAAUGAAAUUCUCUUGGCUUCUCUUCCCCUUCUUUGCUAGACUCAGAGAUUUUGUAUAGGCUUUAUAGGCUAAAGGUAAGGGCAUGUGACUUGCAAGGGAUCAGUCAGGUUGACCUAAUUCUCUCUUCUGCCCUUAAACUACGGAUCUGGGAGAUCUGUGCUGAGAUCCAAAUACCAAAAAUGAUAAGUUUCCAGUUUAAGAGAAUUGUUUUCAAUGUCUUUUAAAAACCACAAGUCUCUUGCAAAUUCUUCCAGUUGCAGUGAGCAGCUGUCUUUGCUCCACAGCACACUGCAGUUUCAGAGGCUUGGUUUGCAUGGGAGCUUUACUUCGUCAGCAUCCUGCUGUGCAAAUAUAUCCUUACUCAACGCUUAACGUAUAGAAGUUGCACGAAAUCAUCCAGCUUGCAGAGCCUUCUGUUGAUCCAUAAUGCUUCAUGCUCUUGGGUUAGCAAAGGGCAAAUGCUCUGGACUGACUGGAAUAUAGAAUUUGCUGUCAAUCCUGUAAAUGCAGCAGUGUAUUUUCCACCUUGACUAGAAGUCGCCAUGAGUUCAGUAAGACAAACUAAUUAAUCCUAAUUCAGGGAUUAAUUUAGAAGUUCUUUUCUGUCUUCGUCCUCUGAAAUAGGCGUAUCCUGAGGAAGAUGGUGACACGUUUUGAUGGUGUGUUUUGCUAACAAACCGUGGAAAAACAGGAGUGAGAAAGUGUCUUGCAUCUACUUGAAAUGAAAGGAGGCGAUGAGGAAUUUCCAUGUCCCCUGGCUCCCUGCAAUGGGGAUGACACUGGGAAGUCAGUGUCAUGGCAUCCAAAUGCUGUUUUCUCAGUUGCUGGUCUUGAGCUGGUCAUUGAAACCCCUGACAACUCACAGCGUUCUCUGCUGUAAAACAGGUUCAAGUCCCAAGGUUUUAAACGUUGUUCUCAAAACUUCUUCAGAAAACUCUAGCAAAAUUGGUGGUGCUUCCAGUUAUCUCGUAGUCCUGGUCUUACUCAGUGUUUUGACAAUUCAGAAUGGAAAGAAAAUGCCUUAUGCUUUUGCUGAGUUCGUGGCAGCUGACUGUAGUGGAGUAGUUGGCAACGAUGAAGCCAUGUCCUGUUUGCAGGCCUCACCGCUCAAAUCCAGUGUUGCCUGUGCCCUGUCAUUUGUAUUGGUGAAGUUUGAAUCUGCGAGUGCCCCAGCUUGCAUCCCACCGCACAAGGUUGCAUUCAGCCCUGCUUUGCAGCUGUUAGGGAAGAGCCCAGCACUUACCAGCUGGCCUUGCAGUAAUCAGGGCCCAGGCCACCAGUGUGGCAUUAUUUGGGACACUGAUCUGCCAUGGCACAGGGCAGCUUCACUCAGAGGAGCAUCCUACUUUGACAGAAGGGCGUUAAGCCAAGGCAUCGUAGUGCGGGGUUAGGCUCUCUGUGGAGGCUCUUCCUCAGAACAGUUUGCUUCUCACUCUUACUCAGUGGCUUCUCUUGAGGUGUGCGUUGGCUGUGCCAUGGGCUCUGUGGCCAGAUGGUACUUCAUUAAGUGGCCUGAAAUGGUUGGCAUGGCCAAGAACCUUGGUAAGUGAGUGCUUCUUGAGGAAAACAGUCUCCCCGGGUUGUUGGUAGCUGCUGGGGGGCAGCUCAGAGCCUUGAAUGUGGUGCUUUAUUCCCCGCCUUGGCUCGUCAGUAGCCGAGUGUUCUGCAUUACUAUUUCUGGUAAUAAUAUGCAACUGGAGAAAAAGAGUAUGAAUUAAAGUCCAUCUUAAUGCAUGGGCCUGCACUUUAAAAUAUUAUACAAGCUGUGCAAGAUGUUAAAAGAAGAGGCAGUGACCUCUAGAAGGCCGGCAGCGAGAAAUAGAAGCAAUGAGCUGCGUAGUGAGGAGGGGAUGGAUUCCUAUAUGGCUGUUUCACAUGCAAGAAUGUCCAAAUCUGGGAAAUGUGCCAGUAAAAUGUAAAAUUAAAGCUCUGUUUUGGAGCCUGAUCCAGGCAGAUAAGAGUCCGUGGCUGUUAACUAAUAACUACAAGAGGGGCAGUGAUGAAGGCGGCAUUCUUGAGGACAGGAAUUCACAGAACAUGAGUGAAAACUUGAAGGACUGUUUGAACCAGACCCAGGCUUCCUUAGGAGAGAUGGUGACAAUAAAAACAGAGGCCUGCUCUCCACACCGGGACCAGGAGUAUGGACAGCCUUGCUCUGGAAGGCUUGAUCCACAGUCCAUGGAUGUGGAGCCCAAGAAACUGAAAGGGAAACGGGAUUUGAUCAUGACCAAGAGUUUCCAGCAAGUGGAUUUCUGGUUCUGCGAGUCCUGCCAGGAGUACUUUGUGGAUGAGUGCCCCAACCACGGCCCCCCUGUGUUUGUCUCUGACACACCAGUGCCAGUUGGCAUCCCUGACCGGGCAGCACUGACCAUCCCGCCUGGCAUAGAGGUGGUGAAAGAGCCCAGUGGGGAGAACGACGUGCGCUGUAUGAACGAGGUGAUCCCCAAAGGUCAUAUCUUCGGGCCGUACGAGGGGCAGAUCUCUAGCCAAGACAAGUCCGCAGGAUUCUUCUCGUGGCUGAUAGUUGACAAGAACAACCGCUACAAAUCCAUCGAUGGGACAGAUGAAACCAAAGCAAACUGGAUGAGGUACGUGAUCAUAUCCCGGGAGGAGAGGGAGCAGAACCUGAUGGCCUUCCAGCACAGUGAAAGGAUUUACUUCCGUGCCUGUCGUGACAUCCGGCCUGGGGAGAAGCUGCGGGUCUGGUACAGUGAGGAUUACAUGAAGCGGCUGCAUAGCAUGUCCCAGGAGACCAUUAACAGAAAUCUCACAACAGCUUCAGAGAGUAUCAUCUCUGUUCCCACCAUCAUGGAGGAUGACGAUCAGGAGGUGGAUUCUGCUGAUGAAUCAGUUUCCAAUGAAAUGAUUGCUGCUACAGAUGAGCCUUCCAAGAUGUCUUCUGCAACGGGACGGAGAAUACGGAGGUUUAAGCAAGAGUGGCUUAAGAAGUUUUGGUUUCUGCGGUACUCCCCGACAUUGAAUGAAAUGUGGUGCCAUGUCUGUAGGCAAUACACAGUGCAAUCCUCUCGGACUUCAGCUUUCAUCAUUGGCUCAAAGCAGUUCAAGAUACACACAAUAAAACUUCAUAGCCAGAGCAACCUCCACAAGAAGUGCCUGCAGCUUUACAAGCUCAGAAUGCACCCAGAGAAGACAGAAGAGAUGUGUCGAAAUAUGACUUUACUCUUCAAUACAGCCUACCACUUGGCACUGGAGGGCAGGCCCUACUAUGACUUUCGGCCUCUGGCAGAGCUAUUGAGAAAGUGUGAACUCAAGGUGGUGGAUCAAUACAUGAAUGAAGGAGACUGCCAAAUCUUAAUCCACCAUAUUGCCCGGGCUCUUCGGGAGGACCUUGUUGAACGCAUCCGACAGUCACCCUUCCUCAGCAUCAUUCUGGAUGGGCAGAGUGAUGAUGUGCUUGCUGACACAGUUGCAGUGUAUGUACAGUACACAAGCAGUGAUGGGCCUCCAGCAACUGAAUUCCUGUCUCUUCAGGAACUGGGCUUUUCUACAACAGACAGUUACCUCCAAGCAUUAGACAGGGCCUUUUCCAGCCUGGGAAUUCGAUUGCAGGAUGAGAAGCCGACUAUUGGCUUGGGAGUUGAUGGUGCUAACAUUACCGCCAGCCUGAGAGCAAACUUGUUCAUGACAAUCAGAAAGACUUUGCCAUGGCUUCUCUGCUUGCCCUUUAUGGUACACAGACCCCAUUUGGAGAUUUUGGAUGCAAUCAGUGGGAAAGAACUGCCAUGCCUGGAGGAGCUGGAAAACAAUCUGAAGCAGCUGCUCAGUUUCUAUCGUUAUUCCCCCCGACUUAUGUGCGAGUUGAGGGUCACUGCUUCCACCCUGUGUGAGGAGACUGAGUUCUUGGGUGACAUUCGAGCAGUGAAGUGGAUCAUUGGGGAGCAAAAUGUGCUCAAUGCUCUCAUCAAGGAUUACCUUGAGGUUGUGGCCCAUCUCAAAGAUGUCAGUGGCCAGACCCAAAGGGCAGAUGCUUCUGCCAUUGCCUUGGCCCUCCUGCAGUUCUUGAUGGACUACCAGUCAAUUAAACUUAUCUACUUCCUGCUGGAUGUGAUUGCUGUACUUUCACGCCUUGCCUACGUCUUCCAAGGGGAGUACCUUCUUGUGUCGCAAGUGGAUGAUAAAAUUGAGGAAGCUAUUCAGGAGAUCAGUCGGCUAGCAGACUCACCAGGGGAGUACCUCCAGGAAUUUGAGGAAAACUUCCGUGAAAGCUUUAAUGGCAUUGCUGUGAAAAACCUACGGGUGGCUGAAGCCAAAUUCCAGUCAAUCAGAGAAAAGAUCUGCCAGAAGACCCAGGUGAUUCUAGCCCAAAGGUUCGAUUCCCGUAGCCGGACAUUUGUGAAAGCCUGUCAGGUAUUUGACCUUGCAGCUUGGCCCAGAAGCACUGAUGAGCUCAUGAGCUAUGGGAAGGAGGAUAUGGUACAAAUCUUUGAACACCUGGAGACGGUCCCAUCAUUUUCCAGAGAGGUUUGCAGAGAGGGAAUGGACACCCAAGGGAGUUUGCUGAUGGAGUGGCGAGAACUCAAGGUGGAUUAUUAUACCAAAAAUGGUUUUAAAGACUUACUCAGUCACAUUUGUAAAUACAAACAGAGAUUCCCUCUCUUAAAUAAAAUAGUUCAGAUCCUCAAAGUCCUUCCCACCUCAUCGGCCUGCUGUGAGAAGGGGCGCAAUGCCCUGCAGAGAGUGCGCAAAAAUAACCGCUCUCGGCUCACACUGGAGCAGCUCAGUGACCUGUUGACGAUUGCUGUCAAUGGGCCCCCCAUUGCCAACUUUGAUUGCAAGCGGGCACUAGAUAGUUGGUUCGAGGAAAAGUCGGGCAAUAGUUAUGCACUGUCAGCUGAAAUGCUGAGCAGGAUGUCAUCUCUUGAUCAGAAGCCGAUGUUGCAGAGUGUGGACCAUGGCUCUGAGUUUUACCCCGAUAUUUAGGAAGGAAUGCCUCAGAUCAGAAAGCUGUUGAAUAAUUUUUUUUUAAUCUAUACUCUAAACUUUGAUAUAUUAUAUAAAAUAUAUAUAUAUUAUAUAUAUUAAGGAAAAACCCACACUGAAAAUUUUAAAACUAAGACGAUGUGCGUCUGAUAGAAGCUAAGCAGAAUUUUAAAGAUUGAGACAAUGUUUAGAAAUUUACUGGUGUCUCCAACCAUGGCAGCUGCAGUGUAGAUGGUAACAUUUCAUUCUUUAGAAGCAUGUGCUGGGGCCAUACUCUACAUGUUCAAACCUAACAAUCCAUAAGCUAGAUGACGGGUCUUUGUCGGCCUUCUCCUCCGGGCGGUUUCCUUUAUAUGUGUGUUGUCGGUUUGUUGGGUUGGGUUUUGUGUUGUUGUUGUUGUUGUUUUCAGUUUCAAUCUCUGCCUCUCUUUUUGUAGUUCAGUUCAGUUAUUGAGCCAUUUGAACCUUUUGUUGACGACCGUCAGAUUUCUGAUUUUCGACAGAGCAUCCUGUGUGUUUAUGUUGUCCCUGGAUCUUCCAGCUCCACCCGGUUCUCUCUGUUGGAGUGGGAGCUUUCUUACACAGGGAGCUUUUUUUUCACAGAGAUUUCUGGGGAAAGGAAAGGCUGGGGCCAGGAUUUUGUUUUUUCUGAUUCAGAAACACAUGCCUCCACUAAACUGUGAUUCCCCUUUCUCAGUUCUCCCUACUUUUGAGCUGUAGAGUAAUACUUGGCUUUCAGCUCCUUUUAUGAUAACCGUAGUACCAGUUUAUCAUACGUAUAUUAUAACAUGAUGUCAAGUGCAGACUAUAAAAUAGCAAAAUAGAGAAGGCAGGGGGAAAUUUUUGCAUUUAUAUUUUUAUAUUGUAGGAAAUAAAUAUAUAUAUAUAUAUAUAUAUAUACACACAACUAUUCAUUCAAAACCAGGGCUGCUGUGGAAGCUAGACAGCCAAUGAGUCAAGAGCCAUCUCUGGGCAGAGAUUCAAAGGCUUAAAAAAAUUAUAUUCUAAUUUACAUUAUUUAUACUAUGUCUUUAUAAUCCUAGAUUGUUGUGGGGUUUUUGUUUUGUUUUGUUUUGUUUGGAAUAACUGAAAGAAAAACCUGCUGCAGUUUGGUGGCAGGGGCUACCAAUGCAAGAUUAUCUUGGAUUAUAAACAUGUGAUGAUGUCCUAUAAAGGUUCACGUAUUCUCUUGUGACCAAGGUAACAUGUUCCACAGCACAGCAGACUGAUGACAGCAGGAAGAAGGGAUGCUCUCCUUCUUCCUGUGAAAUAUUUCUUCCUUUCUUGAAGGCAUGCGGAGUCCAGCCAAAGUGUGAAUAGGGGACUUGCACCUUCUAUCACAGAGGAGAUUGUUCUGUGGGCUUGGGGUUCUUCGUCGUUUUAUUCUUUUAAAGUAAGCGAGCUCCACGUGUUCACACAAUAUCACUUCAGGUUAGAAAAGCAAAAAAAAAAAAAAGAAAAAAGAAAAAUAAAAAAAAAGAAACUAAAAAGGUGCAAAAACUCCACAGAUGCUAGUGCCUUGCCCCGCUGAUGUGGCAUGGACAGCACCAACCUGACCAGACCAUCAUGGGAGUGAGAAGCUGUUGUUCAGAAGGUCUCCGAGCUGACAAGUUCUCACUUCCCAGAGGGAUGAGCUUUGUGCCAAGCUGUGUUGUUUGGAAACAUGAUGGUGGUAUCAGCAACACUGAACCUGUCCUUUCUCCUGUUACCCCCCUGCCCUUGGUCUUGGUGCUAAGAUAUCUCUAGAACCAUUGCUGCUAGUUGAUAGCUUUUCAUUUAUAUAAAUAUAUAUAUAUAUAUAAUAUUAUUUUAUUUUUUAAACUUUUUCAUUUGUUUUCAAUGGAGAUGUAGCAUGUUUGGAACCGAUCUCUCUCGGAGUCACUUUCACUGCCAGGGUUCACACACUGUCUUCCCCAGGAAAACACGCACUUCUACCUAGAUCUCACCUCCCACUAACCCAUUUGCCCUCAGUAGACCUGCACAGUGGACACUGGUGUGCAGCAAAGCCACUGCCCACCAUAUCAGCUCUCAGACUCACGGACACGGCUCAGCUGACGUUUGUCAGAGCUUUGGAAAUGCUUCCCCUCUAUCCCUGUGGUGAGGAGGAGAGGUGGAGCCUGCUUAGAGCACUCACAGGGAAAACCCUUCCGUCCUCUGCCCUGUCUUGGCCUCAUUGCAGUUGAAGAGGGGCACAACAGCCCCUGCCAGGCCGGUGGGCUGCAAUCUGUAGCACUUACUCACUUUCCCCCAUGCCGUACCUCAGAUAACACGUGCUGCCCCUCUCUGGCUCGUUGGGACAGUGGGAGCAAAAGUGCCAGGGCCCCUGGUUUGCCUCCUGUAGCCUUCAGGCAUGUCGCAAGCUAGGCCAGGGCAUUAAGCCUAAGUAUCAGUAUGCAACGCCUACUGAGCAAAAAAUGGUUUCAUGUGCAUAAACUGUUUUAAUUACAUUUUUUCCUGCCUUUCCCAAUAAAUUAUGUUAUCAAAUUGACCCAUUUAUCCAAAGGAGCAAGAGUUAAGCUGGAAACCCUCUGGCACAGUAAGCAAGGCAGCUCUUUGUGUGGCCACAGCACAGGGAUCUCUGUGCACAAGAUGUCUGUGGCUCUGCUGAUGGUGCUGCCUAAUUGCUGCCAGAGCUGUUUCCUUCCAGGGAGCUGGCAGGUCCUCCCAUUAGUUACGAUUUGAGGCGAUGCAAAAAGCAAAAAGCAAGUCCCUGUAGAAUUGCUGCUCCAUGAGUCCCUGGCCCAGAGUGAGCGAGGUAAACUUAGAUGUUUAGAGACAGGCAGAUGGGGAAAAGUACUCCUGCUCAAGUGUGCACAGAUGCACGAGAAACUGGGGCAGCAGGAGUAAAAAUAACAAAAAGAGACCUUCUGUAAGCUGCACUGGGUGCUAGGGAGGCUGGCAAGGCAAUUUCCCUCCUCCCCUGUUUUUUUAAUUUACUUCUGUGCUCAAUUCUGUACCUCUUUGUGGGGGAGAAAAGGAAAUGAUCUGCCUUUCUGUUUGUGGCACUGAAAGCUCCUUGGCACAUGGCUUUUUUCAUGGAGGCCAUCAAAUGGCCUGGCCUAUGUGAGGGAAGGGACACUUAGCAACAGUGUCCAGGCACCUCAGUAAGCAGGGGCAGUAUCCCAGUGCUUGUGCUGAGCCGCCUGAACUGCCUGUGUGCAGCCUCCACUCUGAGCACCUCUGCUUUUUUGCCUCUGGGGAGAAAAUGGUGCCCUGCCUUGAUAGGCAAGGUAAAAGCCACCAGACGCUUGUUGAGAAAUGAUUCCUGUAUUUGUCACUCCUUCCUGUUGGUUGCUUUGCAAUUCCCAUUCUCAUCAGUGACAUCUUUCACCCAGGUACUUAUUCCCAGUAGCAGUGGGUGGCUUUUUCUCCAGGCAGACGGCUGAAAAAGGGAAAGCAUUUGUUUCUUUUGUAAUAACUCUGCAUGCAAUUGUGAGCAGCAGUGUCCAUGGGAAGAGCAUUUUCCCAUCACUGGACAUUGCAGAUAGCUGUGAAUAGGAAAGGUCAGAGAUCCCUUGCAUUGGUUAUGGGGGGAAAUGAGUGCUCAGUGCAGCAGCAAUAAUGCAAACAACUCCCCAUCAUCCCCCAUCAGAAAAUAGACGCAGCCUUUGUACUAGACAAGCACAGGUGCUUUGCAAGCUUUCCCUCCAGGUUUAUCCGCCUAUCUCAGAUCUGUAGCUAUUACUCACAUGGAUAGUCCUGUGGAUGGAAACGUGACUGCCAGCACGAGCAGUGCUGCGGGGAGGGGGAGAGGAAUAACAAUGCAAAGCGCCCUCGGCUUUUCGGUGCCCUGCCUGGCCAGCCUUGCCUGAGAGCAGGUGCCUUUUGGUGCUCUGUGUGCAGCCAGCUCCGGGCUGUGAGGCAGGGAGGGUACCCGGAGGGCAGAGAGAGGCCGACCCAAAUGGGAGGUCGUGGUACUUCAGCUUUAAUCAGUGCCUUCCUGCUGUUCUGAACAGAGGGGAAGCUGUUUUGUAUGUGUUGCUCACAGUUUCACGAGCAGUUGCAGCAGCAGAGAGAAGGUUUUGUUUUUCUCAGAUGAGCUCUUUAUCUUCCCCUCCCGCCCCCCCCCCCCCCCCCCCCCCCCCCCCCCCCCUUUCUAGCUAGGGCAUCUGACUGUGAAUAAUAAGCACUUCUCCAGACCCCAGAGCUUUUAUUUCUAGCCUGUGGGCUUUUGGGUUGCCCAUUUCCCCUACCCACUUCUUGCUCAGGCUCCUUGACUCUUACCGCCUGCUGCAAAGCAGAACCCAUGAAGCACAUGCAGACGUGUCCUUCUGCAGGGCUCGUCGAUGGCUGGAGCAGCCAGUGCCCUCCGGCCACAAGACCGAACUCAACAGGGAUAAUCCUUACGGAACAAGAGACCAAAGCUCUUCCCAUACCAGCAGCAGCACGCGGGAGCCGCAGGAUGAGCGGCAGAGGGCAGGGUGCCCACGUGUCUUCUGUGCUGGGGCUUGCACUGACCCUGGCUGUGUCCCCCGUGCUGGUUGAGCUUUUGCUGAUAGGAAUUCUCAGACAUGAUUCAGGCUCCAUCUAUGUCUUUCUCAUAGCACAAACUCAACCAGGUGGCCCGCAGGGUCUUCGGUGUCCCCUUUCCUUCUUAUCUUAUCCAUAUUGCUGUUUGUUUGACCAAUGGGUAAAACAACCGAAACAGGCUUGCAAAUAAGCAGCAACAUGCUCUGCUUUUGCAGAUUCCCCUCUCAGCCCUGUCAAAAGAGGUCUUAAAAGCAGAGAAAUGGUACGUUGCUCCCCCAGCCAUUGUAUUCAAUGCAGUAACGCCUAUGCAAUUCCUGUCUCCCUUGGAGACAUGUAUGAUGUGUGUGCAUGUAAGCUAGUGUAUGUAUACAGUACAUAUGCAUACCGUCUAUAUAUUGUAUAUACGCACAUCCCAGUACAUAUACACACCAUACAAAAGAUAAAAUCACAUGCUUAUAUAUCUAUAAAUAAAAUCCUAUAUAUUUAUAUAUUUCUAUGUUUUCAAUAGAUAUAAAGAUAUAAUAUAGAGAUGAUAGAAUCAACCACCCUUGUGUAAGGCUGGCCCUGUGUUCUGGCACAAGGCAUGUAACACUGAAGACGGACUUUGGGAUGGUUUUAGCCAUACACUGAGGCCUACAUUUACAGGUAUAGCACUCUGCAGAGAGAGGCUUUGCUGUGGUUAGGGCAGUGGGCUCCUUGUUGGCAUGUUAACCAAGUGCUUGAUAAGGUUUGUCUAAUGGGAGUGUCUCAGUGUGGGAAUACGCUCAAGUAUCCUUGUCUUCUCAGUAAGCCUUUGUAAGGUCCAGCGUGCUCACACCUGGACAGACACAUAUCCAACCCUCAUAUGCACUUUUCUGUCUCUGCACGGAUGUGGUUUGCAGCUGAGCAUACCCGUGUUGCAAAGAUGUGGCUCUGCUUUUCCCGUCUGCCAUUGCUAGCACAGCACGGAACGACCAUGUGUUUGUGCCACGUUUUGCAUGUGGCUAUCAGUCAAAAACGCAGCGAUGGAGCUGGACUAGGGCAAGGAAAGCCAAUGUGUUAUGCAAGAGGGACAGUCACAGGAUCAGAGCUGGCAGGGCACAGUGCUGAGCCCAAACAGCCAGUGCAAAGUGGCUGUGGCAAGUCAGCCAUGCUGCGUCCGUGCACCUCUCCUCAGAGGCCUGGCCACGUGGCAGACUGCUGCAGACAGGCCGCUGCUGGGCCUGCAGGCUCUGGCAGGGCCUGGCAGUCCCUCACUGCUCUCUCCGUUGUCAUUUUCACCUUCUGCUGGGAGGAGGGUGGGCGUUAUCCUGACCGUUGGUUACACUGGUAUCGCACUGUGCGAGCUCCCCCAAACUCCGCACCCCCAGGCUUCUCGCCACCACACAACUGGUAAUCCACCUCAGCCGUGUCCCGCCUCAGCCGUGGGCAGCUCCCAGCCCCGCUCCUCACCAACCUCAUGGAGGGUAUCCUCUCCCCAGCCCCCUCCUCCGGAUGCCACUGACACUCGUGCAGGCCUGGCAAGCGGGCACACUGCUGCCAGGCCAUGGACUCUGAUGCACUGCACCUCACGUCAAAUAUAAGCUCGCUGUGCCGGGUAGGGGAACGCAUCUCCUAUGCUGUAAUGUCCCAGAUGCUAUGGGAGGGCUGCAGAGCUUUCUGCCAGUGUGGGGUCCUCACCCGACUGUUGGCGAGAUGUGUUUCUCCUUCUCGCUUCCAGAAAGCAGAAAGUUUUGUCCCAGACCUCUCUGUACCCCCACCUAAGCACAGCCCUGCUGAACUGUUUCAAGCUGUCUCUCACUCACCCACCAUACACACACACACACACAAUGAGAGAAAAAUAUCUAGAAGUCUAUUACUACAUAUGUAUUAAUAUGUUAAUAUCACUCUUUUGGAGAAUAUUAAAAUGUUAUUACUUUACAGACUAUGCUUUAUAGUACCUGUGUGAAAGGACCUAGGACACUGGAUACGAAUAGAGCUAUGUUGAUAUAUCAUGGUAUGUACACGAGAAAUUUCCUUUUGUCAUAUUAUCCUUGUAAUGUAAAAUGAUUGUUAAUAAAAAAAAAAAAAAAAAAACCAUUUAAAUUUA
Gallus gallus (chicken) is the source of this 19050-nucleotide messenger RNA. It is a transcript of the gene PRDM11, whose product is annotated as PR/SET domain 11. Gene Ontology annotation, cellular component: nucleus. Lineage: Eukaryota; Metazoa; Chordata; Aves; Galliformes; Phasianidae. The transcript is spliced from 7 exons. Bases 9399 to 12512 code for a protein of 1037 amino acids. The record is from RefSeq and is a predicted model, not a curated record. Gene Ontology annotation, molecular function: RNA polymerase II cis-regulatory region sequence-specific DNA binding; protein binding; DNA-binding transcription factor activity, RNA polymerase II-specific. Gene Ontology annotation, biological process: regulation of transcription by RNA polymerase II.